CUGAAUUAGCCAUGACACAACCUUUGAAAAAAAAAAGAAUUGAAGACAAGCAUUCUCUUUAUGUUUCUCCUUUCUUCAAAGUUUGAAUUUUCCUAGUCAUCUGUGUUUUUCGUUCCUGCUUUUGAUUUUCUCUCCUUCUUUUCCUUCUGGUUUUUUCACCCCUGCUUUGUUUCUUCUUUUCAGAACUCACUUUCACUUAUCGUAAUUUGACAAAAAAAUAUCUUACUAAAGUAGACGGUCUCAGUUUCAAGACGUAAUUUUUCCUUUUCUUUUUUCGAUUUCCUCUCUAAUUUUGGAUGUUACUUCAUAUCUACAAAUAAUAGAAGGUGCAUGCAGUAGGAGGAGUGUGGUAGAAAGAAGAAAGAGAGACAUGACAAAGAUACUGUUUUUUGUUUCCUUCGUAUGGUUCCGCAUGAUGACUUGUUCAUCGUUCAGUGACAUGGAUGCGUUGCUGAAGAUGAAGGACUCCAUGAAGGGACACAAAGCCAAAGACGAUGCGCUCAGCGACUGGAAGUUUUCCGCCUCGCUUUCCGCGCACUGUUCAUUUUCUGGCGUCGAAUGCGACCAAGACCUUCGAGUCGUUGCCAUCAACGUCUCCUCCGUUUCACUCUUCGGCCACCUUCCGCCGGAGAUUGGACAGUUCGACAAACUCCAAAACCUAACCAUCUCGCAGGACAACCUCACCGGCGAGCUCCCCAAGGAGCUUGCUGCCCUCACUUCCCUCAAGCUCCUCAACAUCUCUCACAACACCUUCUCCGGCAAUUUCCCCGGCCAAAUCGUUCUUCCCAUGACCCAACUCGAGGCCCUCGACGCCUACGACAACAACUUCACCGGACCGCUUCCGGUGGAAUUCGUGAAACUGGAGAAACUCCGCUACCUCAAGCUCGACGGAAAUUACUUUUCCGGCAGCAUACCGGAGAGUUACUCGGAGUUUGAGAGCUUGGAGUUUUUGAGCUUAAGCACCAACAGUUUGUCGGGGAAGAUUCCCAAGAGUUUGUCUCGGUUGAAGACGCUGAAGUAUCUAAAACUCGGAUACAACAACGCUUACGAAGGUGGGAUCCCGCCGGAGUUCGGAGCCAUGGAAUCACUGAAAUACCUUGACCUCUCUAGCUGCAACCUCAGCAGCGAGAUUCCACCGAGUCUGAGUAGUUUGAAGAACCUGGAGACGUUGUUCUUGCAGAUGAACAACCUCACAGGAACCAUUCCGUCGGAACUCUCUGCGAUGACGAGCCUCUUGUAUCUGGAUUUUUCCUUCAACGGCCUCACCGAAGGAAUCCCGGACAGCUUCUCUCAGCUCAGAAACCUCACUCUACUGAACUUGUUUCACAACGACCUAUACGGCAUUGUUCCGUCCUUCGUCGGCGAGCUUCCGAAGCUGGAAACGCUGCAGCUCUGGGAGAACAACUUCUCCGCCGCGCUUCCUCAAAACCUGGGCCAAAACAGUAAGUUAAAAUUCUUCGACGUCACGAGCAAUCAUUUCACUGGGUUGAUCCCUCCGGGUUUGUGCAAGAGUGGGAGGUUACAAACCUUCGUCAUCACCGAUAACUUCUUCCACGGUCCAAUCCCCGAUGACAUUGGAAACUGCAAGUCUCUCCUCAAGAUCAGAGCCUCCAAUAACUACCUUAGCGGCGUCAUUCCGUCGGGAAUUUUCAAACUGCCAUCCGUCGCUAUAAUCGAGCUCGCCAACAACCGUUUCAACGGCGAACUGCCUCCCGAGAUUUCCGGCGACUCUCUCGGGAUUCUCACGCUUUCCAACAACUUACUGACGGGGAGAAUUCCACCGGCGUUGAAGAACUUGAGGGCGCUGCAGACACUCUCACUCGACGCCAACGAGUUGGUCGGAGAAAUCCCGGCGGGGGUUUUUGUCUCACCGGUGCUGACCACCGUCAACAUAAGCGGCAACAAUCUCACGGGCGCAAUCCCCACGAUGCUGAUUGACUGUGUUUCACUCCAUUUUAUUGACCUCAGCAGGAACAUGCUGGUCGGGGAGAUUCCCAAGGGCAUAAAGAAGCUCACAAGCUUGGGCCUUUUGAAUGUUUCUAGAAACCAUUUGACAGGGCGAGUCCCUGAGGAGAUUGGGUUGAUGAGUAGCUUGGUGACGGUGGACUUCUCCUUCAACAAUUUCAACGGCAAGCUUCCUACUGGGGGGCAGUUUUCGGCGUUCACCGAUAACGCCUUUGCCGGGAACCCCAACCUCUCUCUCAGUCAAGGAUCCUCCAUGAACAAUGUGGGAGCAGCGGCUGCUCCCACACCCAUCACAUUUCUACAUGUAGUAUCUGUGGCUAUAAAUUAUCUACAUCUAUAUUAUUACAAAAUGUAAUCAUGUAUCGUAAUGAAGACAUUAAAUUUGAUCGCUUUUA
Molecule: messenger RNA, 2360 nt
Organism: Vigna unguiculata (cowpea)
Lineage: Eukaryota; Viridiplantae; Streptophyta; Magnoliopsida; Fabales; Fabaceae
Molecular function (GO): protein binding
Source: RefSeq, a predicted model, not a curated record